Messenger RNA from Alternaria infectoria, 462 nucleotides. RefSeq lists its product as uncharacterized. The transcript has 2 exons. The record is from RefSeq and is a predicted model, not a curated record. Bases 1 to 462 code for a protein of 153 amino acids. NCBI's taxonomy places the organism in Eukaryota, Fungi, Ascomycota, Dothideomycetes, Pleosporales, Pleosporaceae.
AUGGCACCACCUCCACCAAGCGAACCCCCAGCGGUUAAGAAACGCGGACGCCCGAAGAAAGUCGUAGCCGAGGAUGCGGGGGCAACACCAGCGGUCGAAGCGAGCAAGGUGGCUGUAAAGAAGGUGGCCGCGAAGCCUGCUGGGAAGGCGAAACUUGUGGAAGUCAAGAAGGAGAAGAAGACGGUUGUGAAAAGCGCAAAGACGGUUGCCCCUGCUGCCACUCCUGCCGCGAAGAAAGAUGCGCCUGAGUCGCCAAUUGCGUCCGCACAACCCACGCCCGUUACGCCGUCCACAAGCAAGAUAUUAGAGGAGGUACAAGCGAAAGGGACGUUGAAGAAGGCACAGGCUGCGAAGGUUAUGGAGAAGGUAGCGUCGAGUACGGACAAGAAGACUGCGCCGCCACAACCCCAGACCCAAGAACCGACAACGAAACCAGCGUCCUCGCCGUCGAAACCAGCAUAA